This is a messenger RNA of Uloborus diversus, 2882 nucleotides long. Its product is annotated as arrestin domain-containing protein 3-like. Gene Ontology annotation, biological process: protein transport. Gene Ontology annotation, cellular component: cytoplasm. Lineage: Eukaryota; Metazoa; Arthropoda; Arachnida; Araneae; Uloboridae. The coding region runs from base 908 to 1951 and encodes 347 amino acids. The transcript is spliced from 6 exons. The record is from RefSeq and is a predicted model, not a curated record.
UAACUCAGUCGUGGAAGGAUGUCAUGAUGCAAAAGGGUGGACCGUCUGCGUUACCUCACUAUCCUACAAUCACGCUGAAGAUGUCAGGGUACAAACUGCCGAACCUAGGCUGAGGAACAACUUCUGUGGCAUAAUUGUGCGACAUUAGUUCAUUUGCUGUGUCACUUAUAAUCCCGUUAUCUUCUCAGAAGUAUUGGUAAUUUCGAGAAGUGAAGAAGAUUUUGACUCUAUUCCGAAACUGUGAUGUGCAUUUCCUGAUAUAACGGUAUUUAAUGAUGUUAUUGGUGUUGCGAAACUGUUAUUGUGUUGCAAAAAAAGUUACUAAAAUAACUACCUAACUACUUUUUUAGUUACUGGAAAUUUUUGAAUACAGUUACAGAUUCCUGAAUGAACCAAAAGAUAGAACUUCAGUGAUUUUUUUUUAAUGAAAAAGAUUGUAGCAAUCAACUGUUUUGAAUAACUAACAAAUAGCUGCUUGGAAAUUUUGAAUACAAUUACAGAUUUCUGAAUGAAGCAAACGACUGUUUUGGAAGACAAACAAAUAGUUACUUAAGCUUGCACGUGCUGAAAAAUACAGUCUAAUUUGCUCAUUGAUUUUACUUGGGCUUCCUCAAAAUAAUCAUUAGUGUUUAGCAUUCAGCUUUUUGCUCAGUGGAUUUUUUGAAGUGCUUCAGCAUCUCAUACGAACCACGUGCUUCUUGCAUUUCCUGAAUGACGGAUAAACUGUUAAUCAACGUGUUAUGCAAACGAUCAAAUCAGGCGUAAAAUGCUAUAGCGGUUUGCAAAAAACUACAGUUUGUGCUUGAAGAACUGCUUUACUUUUUCGUUUGUUGAUAACUCAACUUAGUUACGUGUAUCAAUAGACUUUCAAACUGGACCUGGUGUCUUUAUAACCCAUCCUGUAAAAAUGGCCAAAAAAUUGAGGAAAUUUCAAAUCGUGCUGGACAAUGAUACUUUGCUCUAUUUCCCGAGUUCUUUCCUCACGGGCAGGGUGUUCAUCGAUUUGGAUGAAGAUACUGGUGUUACUGGUCUGUACUUGCACGUCGUGGGCGAAGGAGUGGUUCGUUUGAGUGACCGUGGCAGCGGAGGAAGUCACAAUGACAAAGAAAAUUACAUCGACUUCCGGAUGAAAUUGCUGGGCGAUAGCAAUCACAGAAUUAAUGGUUCUGAUCGAACACCAGAUGAAGAAGUGGAUCGUUUGAUAGUCCUGACUGCAGGGGUGCAUAAUUUCCCUUUCAAACUGGGCCUUCCCUUAGGACUACCCUCAACUUUCCUUGGACGCCAUGGUUGGAUUCAGUACUAUUGCAAAGUUGCAUUGAAAGAGCCUGGUGGUUUGACGCAUAAAAAUCAACAAGUGUUCCUUCUAAUGAAUCCUAUCGACUUGAGCUUAGAGCCUGCAUUGCUGAUGCAACCAUUCCACUGUGAGCUAGAAGGUGAAUUAGGCAUUCCUUGCAUCAAUUUGGGGCCAGUAUCUUGCAGAGUUCGUUUGGACAGAGGUGGUUAUGUGCCCGGAGAAAGCAUACGGCUGUCUGCCACCAUCGACAAUGGCAGCGGUGUUGCUAUUCACAGGACCAAAGCUCUUCUCACCGAGACAAUUCAGUACACGGCGAAAAAGAAAAUAGUGCAAUCAGAAACACGGGAGUUAGCAUCUCUUCAAAAAGGAAGGAUAGACGCAGGAACUACGGACCACUGGAAGAACGAACUACUGUACAUCCCACCUCUUCCUCCGACCAACCUGCGAGGUUGUCAUCUAAUCAAGAUACAAUAUGACGUUUAUUUUCAGAUAGAGCCGAAAGGUGUUGAUAGAGUAAUGAGCCUUCAACUGCCAAUUAUGAUUGCUACAUAUCCAGUUCGUAACAGAGACGGAACACUGCCACGACGCCAAGGGACAAGCUAUCCACCGAGCCUUCCAGUUUGUAGACCUUGGCUAAAUUCAGCUAAACUGAAGUGAAAUGAAGGGUCUAAUAUCUCUAGCUCAAACUUUCCAGUCAUUUUUAUUUCUUUUUCUUUAUGUUUAUUAUAUUUAAUGCUUCGUAACCAACUAAUAAAAUGCCUCAUGAAAAAAUUUGGAAAGACAAUUCUUAAGCUUAUUAGCUAUGCAAAAGCUUUUUUCCAUAGAACAUGAAGAAAUUCUAAACAAGAAUCUUCUGUUUGGUUUGUGUCUUGAGUCUACCAAAACUGAAUAUAAAUCCUCUUAAAAUUUUUAAUCCAUCAAGGGACCUAGUGGCAGAUUUUGUUCUUGAGAGCCUUUUGCCAUGCAUUUUUGGAGGGGACUAAGGAACGAGGAGAACUACGUAAAAUGCUUUUCAUGUGUCCUUUUGGAUCUCCUUUGGGGCAUAUACGUCUUGGGAGACACUUGCAACUGCAACAUGUUAACUCAAGGACCAAUAAAAAGUAGAAUUAAAAAAUAGUCACAAGACAGAAAAAAAAAACGAUCUUGUUCACAAAAUCCAACGUAUGAACUCAAAGUUCUGAUUUCAAAAAUGAAAAUUAAAUUAAAGAGGAUACUGAAAAUAUUUUGUACACUAGUGUCACUGAUAUUUCUGCUCACUAUGCAUUUUCACAAGUAUAGUUUUAUAAAACUUUCUGUCUUUUUUUUUUGUUGUUGUUGUUGUUUAAAACAUUCUAUUGGAAUUACAUUUUCUUAAGUGUGAUAUAAUACAGGAAAAAAAUGCAAGUUAAGCAUUUUCAAGGAAAAUGGCGAUUUGCCAGUGAAACAAGAAAAAGACUAUAACACAAAAGAAACUUUUUUCUUCAUCAAAAAUAUUACAGCUGCUCAAAUCAACUGCAAUGUUUUAAUAAAGCUGAACAGCAUGUUUAUUUAUAUACUGUAUUUAAGUAAGCAUUAUGUUAACUGUAAAUAAAGUUGUUUGAAAACAAAA